GGUUCGUUGCGUAUUGUCGAAACUCUCUUGUUGUGUUGUAUUAAAAUUAUUUAAUUACUUUUCAAGUUGCUUCGUGUGUCGAAAGUGAAAACACUUUUUGAAUUCCCUCCCUAGAAUACCACAUUCCAGUGAUAAUUAAUAAAAAAAAAACAAAAUGGGCAAAACAGGCUCUUGCGGAAUCACCACUUCGAUCAUCUUGAACACGUUGGUUUUGGCUGGUGCACUUUGGUUGGUAAUUAAGUCGGCCCAGUUGCGCGAUCAUGACAAACUCGUCAAUCUCUUUCUGCCAAAAGUCCUCGAUUUGUGGGCUUACGAUGCCUUUGCUGCCUUCGGAUCGGUAGCCAUGAUCCUCGUUGGCUUCGGUUAUGCCACACUCUGCUUUUGCCGUGACACCUGCUUCAGUUAUUUCCAACUGACGGUUUUGAUUCUCUACACUUGCGUCUCGGUGUUCCUCUUGUGGCCCUUGUUGGUCGACUACGAACGUUUGGAUCGCGUUUCGCGCGGCGAAUCAGAUGCCGUGGCCGAAACCAUCGGAAAGUCUUUCAAGAAUCUCUUCAACAACGCCCAGUCCGGAUAAGCGGGAACACAAACGAAAAUCGGAUGACGCAUUAAGAAUAACAACCCAUCGUGAUUUCAACUCUAUUUUUUGCUUUAUAUGUCUUUUACGUUACAUCUUUUUUAUACAGUUCGCGCACGUACUUUUAUAUAUAUGUACAACAUACAUAAUGCCUAUAUACAUAGAUUUUAAGGAAGACAACAAACAAACAAAGAAUCUCCUUAGUAUUACGUUAUUAAGAGAGAAGCAGAAGAAUAAAAAUAUGAAGUAAUUUUUUUUACCAAGAACAACUUGCUGUUUAAAUUGUGA
This is a messenger RNA of Culicoides brevitarsis, 865 nucleotides long. RefSeq lists its product as uncharacterized. NCBI's taxonomy places the organism in Eukaryota, Metazoa, Arthropoda, Insecta, Diptera, Ceratopogonidae. The coding region runs from base 155 to 577 and encodes 140 amino acids. The transcript is spliced from 3 exons. The record is from RefSeq and is a predicted model, not a curated record.